AUGCACGAGCAAUUGUCUCCCACGUCUCAGUGCCGCAACUCUAUAGAGGAUAUAUGGGGUCCACGAGCACCAUACAAGGCUGAAUGGCCAAGAAGAGUCGACUACGCUUGGGACGAGGAGCCUGAAAAAUGGGUUCAGAGUGCCUGCGUUCUUUGCAGUAACGGGUGUGGAUUGGAUAUAGGCCUAAAAGAUGGAUAUGUGGUGGGUGUCCGAGGGCGAGCCACAGACCGUGUAAACAAAGGCCGACUAGGACCCAAGGGACUUCAUGGCAAAGACCGUCUCACACACCCCUUGAUUCGCAGAAAUGGGCGUCUCGAACAGGCCAGCUGGGAUGAGGCAAUGGAUCUCAUAGUGAGAAAAUCCAAAAGCCUCUCUUCGACGCUCACGAACCACAGUAUCUCAUUUUAUACAUCUGGUCAAUUAUUUCUGGAAGAGUACUAUGCUCUAGCCCUCGUCGGCAAAGCUGGGUUGAACACGCUGCACAUGGAUGGCAACACGCGGUUGUGCACAGCAACUGCUGCAGCCUCAAUGAGAGAAUCUUUCGGGUCCGACGGUCAGGCUGGAUCAUACACAGAUAUCGACUACACCGAUUGUAUCUUCAUGGUUGGUCACAAUAUGGCUGCCACGCAAACUGUGCUUUGGUCCCGAAUACUUGACCGCCUGGAGGGUCCUCAUCCGCCAAAACUCAUAGUCGUUGACCCGAGGCGUUCCGAGGUCGCCAAGAAGGCAGUACUGCACUUGGCUCCAAAGAUUGGAACCAAUUUGGCCUUGCUCAAUGGGAUCCAACAUGUCAUGUUUGAGAACAAGUGGGUGGAUGCCGAUUUUAUCGCCAAGCAUACGAUAGGCGUCUCUGAGUUGAGGGAAACAGUCAAGGAUUAUACCCCUGAGUACGUUGAGAAGCUCACGGAAGUGCCGGCGGCGGAUAUUGAGACUGCUGCAUACAUACUUGGCCAAACACAGACUCUACUUUCGACCGCUCUGCAGGGUGUAUACCAGUCCAACCAGGCAACUGCCAGUGCUUGCCAAAUCAACAAUAUCAACCUGAUUCGAGGUCUGAUAGGCAAGCCAGGAAGUGGUGUGCUACAGAUGAACGGUCAGCCGACGGCGCAGAAUAACCGCGAGACAGGCUGCGACGGCGAGUUCCCCGGCUUCAGGAACCACCAGAAUCCACGGCACAUGCAGGAGCUUGCAGACCUGUGGAACAUUGACGUUGCCAAACUUCCACACUGGUGCGAGCCCACGCACAUCCAGAACAUGCUUAACUUCAUGGAGCAAGGGUCGAUACGAAUGUGUUGGAUCUCGGGCACGAACCCACUGGUCAGUCUUCCGGACCUACCUCGCAUCCGGCGAAUCUUUAGCUCCCCGGAGAUGUUUGUCGUAUGCCAGGACAUCUUCAUGACAGAGACCGGGCAGCUUGCAGACGUAGUGCUACCUGCGGCUCAAUGGGGUGAGAAAACAGGUUGUUUCACCAACGUCGACCGCACCGUGCACAUAUCACACAAGGCAGUUGAUCCGCCAGGAGAGGCUCGGUCUGAUCUGGACAUAUUUCUGGACUAUUCCCGACGGAUGGGGUUCAAAGACAAGGACGGCAAAGACUUGCUUCCUUACACCACACCGGAAGAAGUGUUUGAGGCCUGGAAACGAGUUUCCGCCGGGAGGCCUUGCGACUACACCGGACUGUCCUAUGACAAACUUACAGGCGGUUCUGGCAUACAAUGGCCCUGCAACCAAGACUGGCCGAUGGGUAGGGAGAGGCUGUAUGAAGCUGGUCGGUUCUAUACGGAUCUGGACGAAUGCGAGUCGUUUGGGCACGACCUCGAAACGGGCGCACCACACACCGUAGAUCAGUACCGCGUCCUGAAUCCGGCAGGCAGAGCAAUUCUGAAGUCGUGCAGAUACAUGGCUCACCCCGAAGAGCCAAGUGAUGAGUAUCCUCUACGCCUGGCGACGGGGCGGAACGUUUAUCAGUUUCACACAAGAACAAAGACCGGGCGUGCUCCUGCGCUGCGCAAGGCAUGUGCCGAGCCCGAGGUCCGCCUCUCUGAGAAGGAUGCGGCAAGUUUCAAUGUCAAGGAUGGCGAUAUGGUCAUUGUACGGUCAAGACGAGGGGCUGUUGAAGUCAAGGCGCGAAUCGGCGAUAUAAUUCCGGGCCAGGCUUUUAUUACAUUUCACUUUGGGUCCUGGGGCUCGGAAGAUGGCAGGGCCAGAGCCGCCAAUGACUUGACAAUCUCUUACUGGGACCCUAUAUCAAAGCAGCCAACGUUCAAGGCGGGCGCAGUUAGGAUAGAAAAGAUUCCUCCGGACACCAAAGGCCCAUGCAUCAGGGAGACACAGAGCGAGGCAGCAAAGAAUGCCAACAAGCGUAACUUUGCAGAUGCCGAUGCCGACGCUGCUUCCAUGGAGGCGGAUCUAGCGGGCAGAGAGCGCCACUUGGAGAUAUGGCUCGGAGAGUGCCAGGAGUGCAUUGUACAGCUGGCCGAGAUAUACUCCCAGAUCAUCCCGAGACUGGUACACGAUUCCGAGGUUCAGGGCGGGCUGAAGGUGCUCGAGGGGCUUGCCGAAAGCACCCGUACCGAAAUUCAGGCCUUUGCCGCCAAGUAUGGCGAGAACAAACAGACAGGCCGGAGCCGUGCAAAGGUCCUCCGCGAAGCGCUCUUCCCUAGGGAAGACGAGCCGCGCUCCCCUCAUCGGGUGCUGGAGACUUUGCAAGGCCUGAAUGUUUAUCUGGCGCACAUUGAGGGCACUUUGCUUGCGCUGACGCCUGCCUCUGCCGCAUUGUGGGACAAGGACUUUCAAGGGGCGGUGGCUGGGGCAAAAUCCAUGGUCUCUCGGAUGAGACAGUGGGCAGAGAAUCAGAUAUUGGUCCGUGGCCCUCAGACACUACUCGUCCCGGCAAAGGCGUUGAGAGAUGAACACUUCAUAGGGAGGGUCGAGCAGCCGAGGUAG
Pyricularia oryzae 70-15 is the source of this 2946-nucleotide messenger RNA. Its product is annotated as formate dehydrogenase subunit alpha. Gene Ontology annotation, molecular function: molybdopterin cofactor binding; oxidoreductase activity. The transcript has 5 exons. NCBI's taxonomy places the organism in Eukaryota, Fungi, Ascomycota, Sordariomycetes, Magnaporthales, Pyriculariaceae. The coding region runs from base 1 to 2946 and encodes 981 amino acids. The record is from RefSeq and is a predicted model, not a curated record.